Molecule: messenger RNA, 1738 nt
Organism: Anolis sagrei ordinatus
Lineage: Eukaryota; Metazoa; Chordata; Lepidosauria; Squamata; Anolidae
Source: RefSeq, a predicted model, not a curated record
ACGAAGCUGCGGUGGCCAAGGAGAAGAGGAAGAGGGCCAAGAGGCAGGCUGCCUGAAGGCCAUUUCGCACAAGAAGACCUCUUCCAUGGCUCUUGGACCCUUCUUGAAGAUGUCUCUUUGGCUAACAGAAGUGAUGAACACCUCUCUCCUGCCACCCAUUCCUUGUUUUGACCAACCAGUGGUUGAUACUGUAUUUCGUAAGGGCUCUGGCUUGACGUCCAACCAUGCAUUCCCUUUCUCUUUGCAGGGCUUGGCUGUCUUUUCCUUGCUCCUCAACAUCGGUCUCGUCAUCCUGGCCAAUGUAGACACCACCAGCUAUUUUGCCAUCGUUAAUGAAACCUCCCCUGUCCCCCAUCUGCACCACUGGACCUUUUUGCACAAGGCGGACACUCCCCUCCUCUACCUGGAGCUUUUCUUCAUCCUCUUAUUUUCCUUCAAAUUCUUCCUAUGGCUGACCAUCUGCCCCAGCAAGAAGAAGUUCCUCCUGAGUCCUCUGAACAUGGUGGACUUCCUCUGCCUCCUCCCGGUCUUCAUCGAACUCCUCUCAUCCAAAGUUGAAUACCUUAUUGGCUGGCUUGGCCUCUUCCGAGUCGUCUACGUCCUCAAGCUCCUGAAGGUCUUCCGCCUGGUGGAGACUCCUCUGAUGCUGAGGAUCCUGCCCAGCCUGGCCAAGGCGAUCCUGAAGGAGGUCUUCCUCUUCGUGGUGGUUUUUGUCUUCCAGGUCUUCUUCUUUGGCUCCCUCUGCUACUACGCAGAGAUGAGGGGGCCCGAUAGCCACAUGGACAAAAUCACCUCUGGCCUUUGGUGGGCCUUGAUCACCUUGACCACCAUCGGGUACGGAGACAUGUACCCAGUGACCAAAUUUGGGCAAGUGGUGGGGGCCCUCACAGCCAUCACAGGGGUCCUCUCCCUCAUCGUCCUGAUGGUCAUCUUGAUCGUCAAGCUCAAGGGCUUUUACGAAGCUGCGGUGGCCAAGGAGAAGAGGAAGAGAGCCAAGAGGCAGGCUGCCUGAAGGCCAUUUCGCACAAGAAGACCUCUUCCAUGGCUCUUGGACCCUUCUUGAAGAUGUCUCUUUGGCUAACAGAAGUGAUGAACACCUCUCUCCUGCCACCCAUUCCUUGUUUUGACCACCCAGUGGUUGAUACCCUAUUUACUUGUAUCUAACGCUCAACUUUUUUGACUAAAUCCAGAUGGACGGGGUGAUCUCCCAAAAGCCAACACCUUCAAGUAUCUUGGCUUGACAAUAACUUCAGAUGGCAACCUUUUUGACUAAGUCACUACACAGGCUUGGAUGAAAUGGCAUUGGGUUUCAGGUGAUCGGUAGAACCUGAAAUCAAAAAUCUAUCAAACUGUCAUAAGGCCUGCCGCAAUAUAUGAAUGCUGGCCGGACGCAAAGGAAGUAUGUUAUGCAGAUGAGAAUGCUACGACUUACAGCUGGCAUCACAAGUCUUCACCACAUCCACAACAAUGACAUCCAAAAAAAUAUUUUAAAAAAGCAAUGACGUCCCGCAAUGCUUUGGCAUUGCUCAAUUGUGGACAAACUACGAGAGCCACACCUCAAAUGGUAUGCUCAUACUCCCCGAGAUGAAGAUCAGCCCAUUUGCAAGAGUGAAGCCAACAACAUAUAAUGGCAGUAUUCGAUACCAUGUAACCUACUCUAAUAAUAAUAAUAAUAAUAAUAAUAAUAAUUGCAUUAUUUAUACCCUUGCCAUCAUAUAGAAUCAUAGAAUCAUAGAGU